UAAGUGCUCGUAAAAGCUGACUUGGCCAGUGUGUAGCACAAGUUCAACCCCCUGGACGACUCCCCGCGUUUCUCGUCCGUGCCGUAGCACUUUAGGCUACUUUCCGAACAAGAAAAAACUUCCUUGUGUACUGUAUACUUGGUGACCCAGUUAUCUUAAAUCGCUGACGAAAAGGAGCGGCACAGAAAGUGACAGAACACCCGAAGUGUUCUGCGUUCCUCUGCAGAGCAGUACCGGUAGGCUAUACCUAUUCAACUUGCCGUCAAGAUGGGUACCUGCAUACCGCAACGAAGUAAACAAAUCUGGAUGUAUUUUCUGGUAUUAUUUAUUGCGACGGAUGUUUGGGGUUCCAACAUCUGCACGACCAGGGGCGCCAGCACCUGUAAGCAGUGUCUGGCCGUGCACCCCAGCUGCGCGUGGUGCUUCCAGGAGAGUUUCGGGAAGGGCUUGUCCCGCUGCGACCUGAAGCAGAACCUGCUGUCGGCGGGGUGCCCGUCGGCGUCGCUGGAGUUCCCCCAGAGCCGCCUGGACGUGAUGGAGGACCGGCCCCUCAGCGACAAGGCCUCGGGUUCGACCACCGACGUCACGCAGAUCCAGCCCCAGAGGCUGCACGUCACCCUCCGACCAGAUGAUUCCAAGCGCUUCACGGUCAAGGUGCGCCAGGUGGACGACUACCCCGUGGACCUGUACUACCUGAUGGACCUGUCCUACUCCAUGAAGGACGACCUGAUCCGCCUGCGCACCCUGGGCAACGACCUGGCGGACAAAAUGGGCAAAAUGACCAGCAACCUGCGCAUGGGCUUCGGGGCCUUCGUGGACAAGCCCCUGUCCCCCUACAUGUACAUCUCCCCCAAAGAGGCCGUGGCCAACCCCUGCUACGGGAUCCAGACUACCUGCCUGCCCCAGUUCGGGUAUAAGCACGUGCUGUCCCUGACGGAGGAGGUGUCCCGCUUUACGGAGGAGGUGAAGAAGCAGCGCGUGUCACGGAACAGGGACGCCCCCGAGGGAGGUUUCGACGCCAUUAUCCAGGCUGCUGUCUGCAAGGAGAAGAUCGGUUGGCGACAGGGAGCCUCUCACCUGCUGGUGUUCACCACUGACGCUAAAACGCACGUGGCCCUGGACGGGCGCCUGGCAGGCAUCGUGCAGCCCAACGACGGGAAGUGCCAUGUGGGCACAGACAACAACUACGACAUGUCCGCUAUCUUGGAUUACCCUUCACUGGCCCUGAUAACAGAGAAGAUGUCCGAGAAUAACAUCAAUCUGAUCUUUGCGGUGACCAAUCCUGUGGUGCCCCUCUAUCAGAACUACAGCGAGCUGAUUCCAGGAACCACGGUGGGGAUGCUGACGGACGACUCUGGGAACGUGAUCCAGCUCAUCGUGGACGCCUAUGCAAAAAUCCGCUCCAAGGUGGAGCUGGAGCUGUUGGGAGUGCCGGAAGAGCUGUCCCUGUCCUUCAACGCCACCUGCCUCAACGGAGAGGUCAUCCAGGGGCUCCGGUCCUGCUCUGGCCUCAAGAUCGGAGACACCGUCUCGUUCAGCGUGGAGGCGCGGGCCCGGGGCUGCCCCGCCGAGAAGCGCAAGACCUUCACCCUCAAGCCCGUGGGCUUCAAGGACGCCCUGGAGAUCACGGUGGACUUCGAGUGCGAGUGCGGCUGCCAGGCCCAGGCCCGGCCGGACAGCCCCGAGUGCAACCACGGCAACGGCACCUACGAGUGCGGCAUCUGCCUGUGCCACCCCGGGCGGCUGGGCCCGCGCUGCGAGUGCGCCGAGGGCGACUACAGCCCCAGCGAGCAGGACAACUGCAGCCCCGCCCCGGACGCCCCCGUCUGCAGCGGCCGGGGCGACUGCAUCUGCGGCCAGUGCGUCUGCCACAGCAACGACUUCGGCAAGGUGUGGGGCAAGCUGUGCGAGUGCGACGACUUCAACUGCCUGCGCUACAAAGGGGAGCUGUGUUCAGGUCACGGAGCGUGCUCCUGCGGGUUCUGCCAGUGCAACCCGGACUGGAAGGGGGACAACUGCAACUGCUCCACGCGCACCGACACCUGCAUGUCCAGCCUGGGCCUGCUGUGCAGCGGGCGGGGCCAGUGCGUCUGCGGCAGCUGCGAGUGCACCCAGCCCGGCGCCUACGGGGCCACCUGCGACAAGUGCCCCACCUGCCCCGACGCCUGCACCAUCAAGAAGGAGUGCGUGGAGUGCAAGCACUUCAAAAGGGGGAGCCUCUUCGAGAAGAACACCUGCGCUCGCAUCUGCAGGGACGAGAUCCAGCUGGUGGACGACCUGGUGUUCCACGACAAAAACGCUGUGAACUGCACCUACAAGGACGAGAAUGACUGCGUGGAGCGUUUUCAGUACUAUGAAGACGCCAGUGGCAAAUCCAUCCUAUACGUGGUGGAGGAACCAGACUGUCCCAAAGGGCCGGACAUCUUGGUGGUGCUGCUCUCGGUCGCUGGGGCCAUCCUCUUUUUGGGCCUGGCCGCGCUGCUCAUCUGGAAGCUCCUGGUCACCAUCCACGACCGCCGGGAGUUCGCCAAAUUCGAGGAGGAGCGCGCUCGCGCAAAGUGGGACACGGGUCAUAAUCCCCUGUACAAAGGAGCCACCUCCACCUUCACCAAUGUGACGUACCGCGGCAACAAGGAGUGACGUGGGCCCCACCCAGUCAGAACCAGCGAAACUCAGGGGUCGAAAACUGUGGAACCAGUGCUGGGGUUAAAGGGACGAGGGUCGGUGAAUGGGAGCCGGGGGGGGGGGGGAAGGGGCGGGGUGAAUUUGGACCAAUCCAUUUCCUAGAAGCUGUUGGAAUGUUUUGUGUUAUAUGUGUGCAGAUUGUGCUUUCACGGGAAGAAUUUCUGAAUACUGUAUGAGAUGCUAUUUUUGGUUGUAAAUAUGUAUAGAAUUUUAAAGGAUUAAAUUUAGGUCACAUGUCGGUUAUAUUAAGAAGUCUAUGCAAUCACGAGCUGCCCUUCCCCUUUUUGUACUCCACUGGGUCCUGUCCAUUUACAUAUAGCAUCUGCAUAUGACUGAUUCACCUAGAUUUGGAAGUGGGGCAGGCUCCUUUUUUGGGGGCAGUACUGCUGGUCUUAAGGAGUCCUUUGCCAGGAUAUACUGUUACUCAGAAGAUGGUCGUUUAAUGUUCUGGAUGACUAUUUAAAUUUGACCUUCAUCCUUCAAUGUGGAAUUGCUCAUUGUAAUUGUAGGCUUGACCCAUUGGCAGAGGCUGCUUAUUGCACAAAUGCUGCAAGCAGAUGGCAUGAGCUCGAUCAAGUAGCCAAGCUGCCAUUGAGCAACAAGGCAGGGGAUACCAAGCAAUACAUAUUGUAGCAUCUCUCACUGCACUAGGGACAAGUGCUUUAGUUGGACACAUUAAAUACGCUGUACUUUUGUAAUAACCCAUUGAAGUAAAAAGAAAAAGAAAUGUCAAAUAAAUUCUAGUACCAAUGGUACAAAUAUUAUCCAGAACCAGGGACGAAUCUGCACUGCUUCGCAGUGAAGAAGACACAGUGCCUUUCCCACAAUGCACCUCAGCAGGAGUGAGUGUGUCCUGAGCAGUCGCUCUGCAGUAACGGCAGCUCGUUUGACGGCUGUGUGCCCAGGAAGAGCAGCUAAACCUGGACUGUCAGCCACACUUGCAUAUGGAAAGCCAGCAACGCUGCGGGCCAGAGAUUAGUCAUCCACUGUACAUAGAGCGAAAAAUACGUUGUGUUCGCUUCCUGCAGGAAACUCCUCAGAUAAGGAAUAGCCUGUACCCUCAGCCAUGGAAGUGAGGUCUUGCAUAUGCUUUCACUGUCCCUUCCACACUUUUUGAAAUAGCAUUUUUCUUUUGAAUGAUAUUGAAAAUGUCUUAUGUGUCUUGUUUUCAGUAACUUUUAAGUGAAAUGCUUUAUAUUUAUAUUUGUAUACAUUUUCUUUUGAGUCAUGUUUAUUGAAUCUGAGUCUGUACUCCCCUCUGCUUGGGUGUUUCAGUAAUGGAGUCUUUAUGUUAUUGAUUACGUACAUAAGGAAUUGUCUUGUAAUGUCUGCUGUUCAAAUUAUAGGUCAGCAGUGGGUGUAGACACACCAUCCACCGCUAUUAUUCAGAAAGUAAUUGAGUGACUGUAUGUCACCUUUGUGAAGAUUUUUUUUUUUAAUGAGUUACAAUGAGGUAAUGACCCAUUGCUCAAAACAGAAACAUACGGGUUGUAUAUAUUUAAAUUGAUUAGCCCAGUGCACAUUGCACUCAGUUUUCAUUAUUAAACAUGAAGACGCGUUACUAAAUUCCAGAACCUACAGGUCUCGUCACAACUGCUGUGUGAAUGAUUAAAAUGUGCAUGGGUAAAGUUUUAUGAGUUACUCAAGCAUGCAGUCACAUUGGAAGUAAUGUACAACAUUCUCACAUGCUGUAACAUUGUACCAUGUUUGUCAGGCAACUUUCAUUUCACAACAACGUUUUGUAAAUUUGACAAGUCGGCUAAGUAUUUGCAUCAUCCCACCCGUACCUACAGUACUUCGGACUCAAGCAAUGUGAUUAGAUAAGCCAAAGGAGAUUGACAUUGAGAUUCAUUGUGUUCAGAGUGGACAUCUGUCACAGGAGAACAAAGAACAUCACAUAACUUUCCUUAUUUAUAUUCUGAUGCCUCUUCGCUUGCUUUUUCUGUGCUUUUAAAAACAAAUUGGAUUCUGACUGAGGGCAAGGGUGGAGUUGUUUGCACCGUCCCAUUCUUAGAAACAUGCAACUGUGGCCUGUGGGGAGGGAGGCCUUUUGUUACUAGUUUACACAUUUUAUUUUCUGUUUUGGAAUGUUUACAAUGUUACCCAAUCAGGAAUGGAUUUUAAAUAAAUGCUUGAAUUAUUAAAGUAU
This is a messenger RNA of Anguilla anguilla (European eel), 4834 nucleotides long. Its product is annotated as integrin beta-3-like. Lineage: Eukaryota; Metazoa; Chordata; Actinopteri; Anguilliformes; Anguillidae. The record is from RefSeq and is a predicted model, not a curated record. Gene Ontology annotation, cellular component: cell surface; focal adhesion; integrin complex. Gene Ontology annotation, molecular function: fibrinogen binding; fibronectin binding; integrin binding. Gene Ontology annotation, biological process: cell migration; cell adhesion mediated by integrin; integrin-mediated signaling pathway. The transcript is spliced from 15 exons. The coding region runs from base 268 to 2640 and encodes 790 amino acids.